Molecule: messenger RNA, 1371 nt
Organism: Myiozetetes cayanensis
Lineage: Eukaryota; Metazoa; Chordata; Aves; Passeriformes; Tyrannidae
Gene: CPO
Product: carboxypeptidase O
Exons: 11
Coding region: 10-1371 (453 amino acids)
Biological process (GO): proteolysis
Molecular function (GO): metallocarboxypeptidase activity; zinc ion binding
Source: RefSeq, a predicted model, not a curated record
UGCACAAAGAUGUGGCUUUCUCUUGGGAUCGUCUUGUCUCUGGGGAUGCUAAUUCCUGGAAAACUCAGCUUGAAAUUGCAAUAUGACAGGGAUCAGGUUUUGCAUAUUGUGCCAGAAACAUCUCAGCAAGUCCAGCAUCUUCAGCUUCUUCACAGUACUUUACUGCUGGAUUUGUGGAAGCCCUUGAGGCCUGAAGAUAUCAUGGCUGGAGAAGAACUGCACAUCAGGGUCCUAGGCCCUCUGGUGCAGGAGGUGAAAGACAGCUUAGAUCAGCAUAUGAUCUCUUACAGGGUCCUAAUACCUGAUGUGCAGGAACUUGUGGAUCAGAACAUGCCAAGGGAGAGGAGCAGCCACAAACAGGUCCGAGAAGGUUAUGUCUACACCCAAUAUCAUCCAAUGGAAGAGAUUUAUCAGUGGAUGACUCAGAUCCAGAAUAAUUACAGUGAGCUGGUCACUCAGCACUUCCUGGGGAUGACAUUUGAGAAUCGACCAAUGUAUUAUCUACAGAUCAGUCAACCAUCAAAUAAACCCAAAAAGAUAAUUUGGAUGGACUGUGGGAUUCAUGCCAGAGAAUGGAUCUCUCCAGCCUUCUGUCAGUGGUUCGUGAAAGAAAUUCUUCAGACUUACAAAUCUGACCCAAAGAUUAGAAGAUUUCUGCAGAAUUUGGAUCUCUAUGUCUUGCCAGUCCUCAAUAUUGAUGGCUACAUCUAUUCCUGGGAAAAGGACCGUUUGUGGAGGAAAAACCGUUCUCCAUAUGAGAAUGGCACCUGCUACGGGACAGAUCUGAACCGAAACUUCAAUUCAUCCUGGGGCACUGUUGGUGUUUCUUUUGACUGCAGCAGUGAGGUCUUCUGUGGCUCUGGACCAGAAUCAGAACCGGAGACAAGAGCUGUGGCUCAGUUUAUCAGAAGGAAGAAGAGUGACAUUGUGUGCUUUUUAACGAUUCACUCCUAUGGACAGCUCAUCCUCAGUCCAUACGGUUCCACAACCAAACCUCCAAGCAACAAUGAAGAACUGAUUCAAGUUGGAGAGAAAGCAGCUGCUGCACUGGCAGGAAAGUAUGGCACCAGCUAUAAAGUAGGACCACCCUCUUUAAUUUUAUACAAUAACUCAGGCUCCUCACGGGACUGGGCCCACAUGAUUGGCAUUCCUCUCUCCUACACAUUUGAACUGCGAGACAACGGUACUUAUGGAUUUCUUCUCCCCGAUAACCAGAUCCAGCCCACGUGUGAGGAGACGAUGUUGGCUGUGACAACUAUCAUAGACUAUGUUUAUCAGACGUACUUGCCAAAUGGGGCUGUGGUUCUGACCUCCAGCAGCCUGGCCCUGAGCCUUUGGCUGAGUAUUGCACUGACAUGGACUGUUUCUUAA